Suillus subaureus is the source of this 715-nucleotide messenger RNA. Its product is annotated as kinase-like domain-containing protein. Bases 191 to 589 code for a protein of 132 amino acids. Gene Ontology annotation, cellular component: cytoplasm. Gene Ontology annotation, molecular function: ATP binding; protein kinase activity. NCBI's taxonomy places the organism in Eukaryota, Fungi, Basidiomycota, Agaricomycetes, Boletales, Suillaceae. The transcript has 6 exons. Gene Ontology annotation, biological process: protein phosphorylation; signal transduction. The record is from RefSeq and is a predicted model, not a curated record.
CGUGAACUCAAGAUUUGGGCAAGACUUAUGCAGGAAAACAUCCUACCUCUGCUCGGAGUCGCGCAAAAUCUUUACUCUGUUUCCGGCUGUGAUGCAUUAGUUUGCCCCUGGAUGGAGAAUGGCACACUCUCAACGUACCUCAGCAGGUAUCCGACAAUGGAACUACGACAGAAGUUAAAAUUGCUCUGUGAUGUCCGGACAGAACAACAUCCUCAUAGAUGUUAAUGGACGUGCGGUGGUCGCUGAUUUUGGCCUGUCUUUCCAAAUAUCAGAACUCACUGGGAGUUACCCCGUCACAGGGGCUGCGCAGUGGAUGGCGCCAGAGCUAAUGCAAGCGUUCAAACCAUCUAUACACAGCGAUAUGUAUUCCUUUGGCUCCAUCAUGAAUUACGUCAUCUCUGGUGAACUUCCCUUUGCGCAUGAACCAGCAGCACCCUACACCAUCCGAGGCAAUGAUGUAUCUCAAGAGCAUUGGAAAUUCAGCCAACGGUGCUGGGAACCAUUUAAUUUUGAUGACGGAAGCUCUUCUCGCCCAUCCGCCGAAGAAGCUUGUGGAUUUCUGCGAAGGAGCUUGAAUUCAGACUGCUGAUCGCAAAAUAGGUUGACAUCAUUAUGUGCUGUUUUUCUCCUGUGCUUGGGCUGUACUUUACAAAUGUCUUUGAAGUAGAUUUAUACUUAACUCGGCGGUGCCCACUGUCAGCGUCUCAACUUUCCA